AUGAAUGAAGUAUCGUUGCAGAUAAUAACUGGCGACGAGACCGGAUUGAUCAAGAUCUCAGCCCCGGAGGAGAGCGCAGUGAUAGCAAAAUUUGGGGAACAGAAGCGAGAGCAUGCAGCUGAGUGCAUGUGCUGGUCGAGAGAUGCCAGCGAGCUCAGCUUCUUCGUGGGGAGAGCUGAUGGCGUUGUCAAGCUUUGGGACGCGCAGGCGUCUGUUGAGCUGGCAAAUUUCGAACUUGGGCGAGAGGCGUGUACGAAGCCGAGGAGCGUCUUCAUGCUGCGUGAGAGCGAUUCAACCAAGUUGGUCACCGUGAAUGAAGAAGGAAAGGUGCUGCUGCAGAGUUUGGACCAGACCCUUCGGGUGACUGCUCUGAGCAUCAAGGGUCCUAUCGCCUAUGGCGGACAGGAGAACGAGUUGCAAGUUUACGAUCUGCAGACACAGACGGUGUCAUGGAAGGCUAAGAAUGUUCCUGAGAACAAACUUCGACUGAGGUUGCCUGUUUGGGUGACAGACCUCCAGUAUCUUUCCUCCGAAGAUGAGAACAAGCUUGUGAUCUGUACAGCCUACGGGCAGAUCCGACUUUAUGACAUUCGAGCGCAACGUCGACCAGUCAUAAACGCUUCUUGCUCCCCGGAACCCGACCAGGUCAGGUUGAACGCGGGAACUCGUUUCACGUGCAUGGCGUUGUCGCCGGAUGAAUCUUACGUUGUUGCCGGGGAUGCCCUUGGAGGACUGAGAAAGAUCGAUCUCAAGCAAGGAAAAGUCUGCGGCAAAUUCAAGCACAUAGCUGGAUCCGUCAGAGCUGUUGAUUUCCAUCCCUCCCUUCCUCUCGUAGCUGCUGCAAGUCUCGACAGAUUCGUGAGAGUUUACGACGCAAACACCACGAUGAUGACAUCGCGAAUCUACGCCAAGCAGAGAUUGAACUGUUUGCUAUUCGCGGGAGAAGGCGAAACAAAGCCGAAGAAGGAGGAAGAAAGUGAUGAGGACGACUGGCUCGGAGUGGAAGAGGCGAAGGAAGAGAAGAAGCAAAAGAAAGAAGAAGACGGAGACCAGGCGAAAGCAGACAAGCAAGAUCUAAUCCGCCGAAAAGCAACAUACGUGAAGAAGAGAAAAUUGCCGCCAACUAAGUCGUCCAAGACCAAGAAAAAACGAUAA
This is a messenger RNA of Guillardia theta CCMP2712, 1155 nucleotides long. RefSeq lists its product as hypothetical. The record is from RefSeq and is a predicted model, not a curated record. Gene Ontology annotation, biological process: ribosomal large subunit biogenesis. Lineage: Eukaryota; Cryptophyceae; Pyrenomonadales; Geminigeraceae. Gene Ontology annotation, molecular function: protein binding. Gene Ontology annotation, cellular component: nucleolus; preribosome, large subunit precursor. Bases 1 to 1155 code for a protein of 384 amino acids. The transcript is spliced from 21 exons.